Molecule: messenger RNA, 2141 nt
Organism: Aspergillus candidus
Lineage: Eukaryota; Fungi; Ascomycota; Eurotiomycetes; Eurotiales; Aspergillaceae
Product: GTPase GUF1
Exons: 2
Coding region: 37-2046 (669 amino acids)
Biological process (GO): positive regulation of translation
Cellular component (GO): mitochondrion
Molecular function (GO): mitochondrial ribosome binding; GTPase activity; GTP binding
Source: RefSeq, a predicted model, not a curated record
AUUACCCCCGAUUCCCAUGCAAUUGCAGACCUCCAGAUGCGAGGAUGCUUGCAGUUAGCCAGAUGGCUGAGCGCAGCGCCCAAACGCCCAGCUGCGAGCCUUUUUAAGGCGCCAUCCGGCUGUAUCAACGCCCGGCCUUUCACCACUUCCGCUGCUUAUUGGGCCUCGAAAACCUCCAAAUCCUCCAAAUCCUCGAGCAGUCACUCGUUUUCUGACCUGGAGCACCGCAUCGCGGAGAUCCCUAUCGAAAGAUACCGGAAUUUCUGUAUCGUGGCGCAUGUCGACCAUGGGAAAAGUACACUUUCCGACCGACUCCUCGAACUCACGGGUACGAUUCAACCCGGCACGAACAAACAGGUCCUCGAUAAGUUAGACGUCGAACGAGAACGAGGAAUUACGGUCAAGGCGCAGACAUGCUCUAUGAUAUACAACCACAACGGGGAGGAUUACCUCCUGCAUCUCGUCGAUACGCCGGGGCAUGUGGACUUCCGCGCGGAGGUGUCGCGCAGUUACGCCAGUUGCGGGGGCGCCUUGUUGCUGGUCGAUGCUAGCCAAGGUGUCCAGGCACAGACGGUCGCGAACUUUUACCUCGCUUUCGCCCAGGAUCUGGAACUGAUCCCGGUCAUCAACAAAGUCGACCUACCUUCAGCGGAUCCGGAGCGGGCCCUCGAGCAGAUGAGGUCCUCCUUCGAGCUUGAUACGGAGAACGCGGUGAUGGUCUCAGCGAAGACGGGCUUGAACGUCGAGCAGUUGCUUCCCACGGUGGUGGAAAAGAUCCCUGCCCCGGUCGGUUACCUCGACAAGCCUCUCCGAAUGCUCCUGGUCGACUCGUGGUACGACCCGUACAAAGGCGUGAUCUGUCUGGUCCGCAUAUUCGACGGCGAAAUUCGAGCCGGUAACCACAUCAUAUCUUUCGUCACAGGCAUUAAAUACUACGUGGGAGAGGUGGGCAUCAUGUACCCCAACGAGACCCCCCAGUCGGUUCUCCGCGCGGGCCAGGUUGGAUACAUCUACUUCAACCCUGGAAUGAAACGGAGUCAGGAGGCCAAGAUCGGUGACACCUACACGCACGUCGGGAUGCAAAAGCUCGUUGAGCCGCUUCCCGGCUUCGAGGAGCCCAAGUCCAUGGUGUUUGUGGCCGCGUAUCCCGUGGACGCCGACCACUUUGAGCAUCUGGAAGAUAGCAUCACCCACCUCAUGUUGAAUGACCGCAGUAUCACCGUGCAGAAGGAGUCCUCCGAGGCUCUCGGUGCCGGAUUCCGACUGGGAUUCUUGGGGACGCUGCACUGCUCGGUGUUCGAAGACCGUCUGCGUCAGGAGCACGGAGCCAGCAUCAUCAUCACCCCGCCCUCGGUGCCUGUAAAGGUCCUCUGGAAGGAUGGCAAGGAGGAAGUCAUCACCAGCCCCGCUCGUUUCCCCGAGGAGGACGACCUGCGCGCCAAGGUGGCCGAGCUACAAGAACCCUACGUUCUGGCGACUCUCACCUUCCCGGAAGAGUAUCUCGGCAAGGCGAUUGAACUGUGCGAGGCGAACCGCGGCGAGCAGGAGAGCCUGGAGUACUUCACCUCGACGCAGGUGAUCCUGAAGUACCAGCUCCCCAUGGCGCAGCUGGUCGACGACUUCUUCGGGAAGCUCAAAGGCUCCACGAAGGGUUAUGCCUCGCUCGACUACGAGGAGUCCGGGUGGCGGCGCAGCAACAUCGUCAAGUUACAGCUCCUGGUCAACAAGGCCCCCGUCGACGCGGUCGCGCGCAUCGUCCACACCAGCCAGGUCGACCGGUUGGGACGGCAGUGGGUGACCAAGUUCAAGCAGCAUGUCGACCGACAGCUCUUUGAGGUUGUCAUCCAGGCCGCCGUGGGACGCAAGAUCGUGGCGCGAGAGACCAUCAAGCCCUACCGGAAGGACGUUCUGGCCAAGUUGCACGCGGCCGAUGUCAGUCGACGACGGAAGCUGCUGGAGAAGCAGAAAGAAGGCCGAAAGAGACUGCGGGCAGUUGGGAACGUCGUGAUUGAGCACAAGGCGUUCCAGGCAUUUUUGGCCAAAUAGUGUAUAGUGAAUAUGUGUGUAUCAUAAUGGAGUUUUUGAGUUCACUUGCGAUGUAGUAUAUCCCCGACCAUAUAUGCGGACUACAUCAGGCACUU